GCUGCAGAUCCGAACCACAAGGACUACCGCUACCUGUUAGUCGGAGCGUAUGUGUUUCCCCGAGUACCAGCAGAGUCCGAGGAACCACCAGAUGAACCUCAUGUACUACCAGCAGAGUCCGAGGAACCACCAGAUGAACCUCAUGUACUACCAGCUGCAUUAAGCGACAGCCACGUCGAUGACGGGAAGGGCGUUGGUGCAGUGUUUGGGGUCGAUGACUUUGACGAAGGGGACUUCGAUCCAAUGGAAGAGACGCCAGAGAAGCGUACUCGAGGACCUCCUGUUGAUGAUGAUGGACUCAGAGGGUUAUCUCAGGAAGAGUUUAGCCGGAUUUUCAAUGAGGUGGGCAAAGAGCUGGACUAUGACACUGUGUAUGUCGUUAGACCUUUGAGGACGAGGACGUCUUCGGAAGUCACGGCAGCGGCCCAGGAGUUAGUGCUGAAGCUGAGGGCUGAAGGUUGCCAUGUGUCUCGUGUGCAUACAGAUAGAGCUCGCGAACUUCGUGUUGAGCCUCUACGACGAUGGCUUCUAGAGAAGGGGAUCCUAGUGACGUACACUGAAGGGCAAGCACCGCAAGCGAACGGCCGAGCCGAAGCGGCUGUAAAAUGGACCAAGUCAUCCGUCAAGAGACUUUUGGGUGCAUCUGGUCUAGGAAAGGAGAACUGGGCAGUUGCAGCAAACUACGCAGCUCAAGCUCAAAUGGACAAGGCUCUACGACGAGCGCCACCGAUGCUACCGUUUGGGACGAAGGUCCACAUCAGAUCAAAAGUUUACGGAACGGGUGGACGGCAUGAUCUAAAUUCGAGGUGGCAAGCUGGUGUCUAUGUGGGACCCAGCUUAGAGGUCAGGGGUGGCCACGUCAUCCGCUUGGAGAGCGGCGCCUUUAUGACGUCAACUCAUCUGCGACCUCAUCUACUGGAGCCAGACAAAAUCGCAGGGUUGGACGAAUACGAAGUCGCGCUGCCUAUGCCAACGAAACGUUUGAGGACUAAGGUUGGAGCGCGGGAUUUGGACCCUGUCGUAGCGCCGGAUGAACCAAACUUCAAGUACGAUCCGGAGCACCCGGCUGAGCAGUUUGCCAAGAGUUUGUUGGAGGAGGAUGUGUUGACACCGGAUCAGUGCGUGGUGGGAGUAAAACGGUCGACCGGAGCGUUCCCUGCUACCACAAAGGUGUUUGCCAAGUAUAUUCGUCAGCUACAACCGGACCACGAGUUCAACGCGGUGGCUGCGAUGGUAGAUGUGGGGGCCCAACAGCAUGUGGAUGCCCACAAUGUUGGCAAAAACUUGAUUGCGGGCCUCUCCUACUUCAAGGGCGGUGGUUUGGAAGUUCAAGAGGAUGGUGAACGAAGAUUGUUGCCGUUGGACGGCGACCACACCCAUCAGCUUUUCGAUCCUCACCAAAAACAUUCUACGAGGCCCUGGUAUGGAGGAUCCCGUGUGGUCUUGAUUGCCUAUUCCGUUAGGGACAGCGGUAAGUUGCCGCCGGAGAAGGUCGCCUACCUGAAGGACUUUGGCUUCACUUGGACACCUCAUGUAUCGAGAGGCUCUGGUGAGGAGGAGGCUGCAAGGCUACACGUCAUACGGGUGGGUUUGUUGGAGGACAAGAAGACGCAAAUGGAUGUGGAGCUGGCAAUCGGAGAUCUUGAGGAUCGUGCAGCAAGGCUACGUGAUCUACUUGAGGAGGAGGAGAUCAUGUGUGAGGAGUACCGUCGGGUGGGUCAGAUUACACGUGAAAACCUGGUGGAUGCGAGGAGCCAGGUGUGUGACUUCUUGGACCACGUGCACGAGGAGCUGGUGGGUUUUGAGCGGCUGAGGACAAUGAUGUGUUUGAGUGCCAUGAAGGUAACCCCUGAUGCCUCUGCCGAUGACGAAGUGGACUAUGAGGCUCUUCUGGAAAGUCUGGAGGAAGAUCUUAAGGUCGUGCACACGGUGCCGGCAGCGCAAGUUCGCAAGGUCCUUACCAAGUGGGCCGCAGCGAUUCGGAAGGAAGUCGAGGCUCUCUUUUCGUCUGGGACUUUGCGAAGGGUCGAUGUUGAUGAGGCCAAGAGGCUGGAAGCUGAGGGCUCUGUUGUCUUCGCACCGGCGAAGUGUGUGUUCACCCUAAAGCCGCCCCAGACGGCAGGCCAGCGCGCUAGGCGCAAAUGUCGGCUAGUUAUAUGUGGGAACUUCGUCCGCGAUAAUGUCGAAUUUGGCGACCUCUAUGCUGCUGGCUCUUCUACGGACGCCCUUCGACUUACCCUGGUAGUAUCAGCAAUGAGAAGGUGGGUUGGAGCCAUCUCCGAUAUCACUGGGGCCUUUUUACUAGCAACGUGGCCUGAGAAUCUUCCAAAAUAUGGAAUUUACCCACCCCGCAUCGUACGAGAUGCAGGCGCAGCUCAGGCUGAAGCCUGGAUUGUGGAGCGACCUUUGUACGGGCUCAGAGAGUCACCAAGGAUCUGGUGUGAUUUUCGCAACAGGCGGCUACGGCAAGCUCGCGUACACGUUGGGGACCUAGUGCUGGUUUUGCGGCCAACAGUGUCGGAGCCGGAGCUGUGGAUGAUCCUUGGGGAGGUCACGGGCACGCUGCAUGGGCUGAUAGUGCUUUACGUGGAUGAUAUUGCCUAUUUUUCCACACCAGAGGUUAUACGGGCUGUUCAUGCUUAUGUGACUGCAGAAUGGCCUGCGAGUGACCUUGAGUGGAUAACCGAGUCCAACUCGGUUCGCUAUCUUGGUGUCGAGAUUGGGAGAGAAGCCAGGACUAAUGAGCGGGGUGAAGCCCGUUUCGUCUACACCAUCGGGCAGGCAGGAUACGUUCGUGACCUACUACGUGCACAUGGCUUGUCUGAUGUGGCCCCCACAGCGCUCCCAGCACCAAGAGAGUGGAUUGAAAGUGCGGAAAACGAUGACAGCGUCGAGGAGUACGAUGAGGCUACGCUUCGAAUGGCUCAGCGAUAUGUUGGUGAGCUGUUAUGGCUGGGGACUCGCACGAGACCGGACGUGAUGUUUGUGGUCUCGCAUGCAGCAAGCUGUGUGUCCAAGAAGCCGGGCUACGUUGUUCAGCUCGCGCAAAGGGUCAUGGCUUAUCUAACAGGCACUGUUGAUUUAAAGAUGACAAUGGGACCAGUGGACGUGCCUGAACAGCUUGAACUCAUCGCCUUCACGGAUGCUUCAUACGCUCCAUUCGGGCGUCGAUCGUUUGGUGCUGCAGUCAUAACCUUCUUAGGUUCGCCAAUAGCAUGGAAAGCGGGGCGGCAGAGUUUCAUUACGCUUUCGGUGAUGGAAUCGGAGCUCUACGCGGCCACCCAAGGCUGUACGCUAUUGAACUCUGUGUAUGCCCUGCUGCUGGAGCUCUAUCCGCAAGGAGUGCAGCGAGUGCUUGCUGUGGAUAACACGAGUGCAGUUUCGAUGUUAAGUGGCGGGCAUGGCUCACAACGCACACGACAUCUCAAGAUUCGUGCACAUUAUGUUAGAGAAGCUGUGGAAGCUGGUGAGCUAGUUGUCCGCCACACUCCCGGAAGCGAGCAGUUGGCCGAUCUUUCUACAAAGAUGCAGUCGAAGCUAAGGUUGCAUCAACUUCUACGCCUUUGGGGCUUUGUUGGUGCUGCCUUGGAUACUUUACAGGCGAUGAAGCUUAGGCUCUUGGCUGUCUUUGUGAUGUUGGCUCAGUGUGUAUGCCCGACAAGAGCUGAGGAGGAGAAGACGAUCAAGGAUCCCUUGCCCGCGGCUACAUGGAACGAGUUGUUUGUGGUUGUAACCGUGGUUGCGAUCGUUGCGGUUGUUGUUUGGGAAGCCCUUCGAGUAAUGUACCGGAGGUCCCUUCGUUACUACAGGCGAUGGACGAAGGUGAAGAAGCUGGAGCAGGUGUCCCAGUUCGCUACAACAGCUGCGAGGAGAGAGAUUGCAGCUACAUCUGAGGCUUUGUCUUCGGCUAGGAGGAGAACUGCUUCGUUGGCACGAAGGGACUUGUCUACUCCUUCGACCCCGAGGACACCGCCUACUACAAGAGUGAUGACUCCAAGUGCCUCGAGAAGCAGUGAUUUGCCUACAACACCGUUGGAGCCAACGGCGAGCGCUACGAGACGUUCUACGCCUCCACCGUUGCCGAGACCUACCGUAACAUUGUUGGAGCCAGCGACGAGCUCUACGAGACGUUCCACCCCUCCGCCAUUGCCGAGAUCUACUAUGUUGCCAACCACAAGGGCUGAGGAGGAGAGAGAGCGCCUACGUGUUUGCAAGGAUACCCUUCAAUUGAUGACGUGUGAAGACUUGAAGUCCGCGUUGAGACUAGAAGGGCUACCUGUGUCAGGAGUCAAGGAUGACCUGACAGACAGGCUUGUGACUAGGCUAGUUGCUUCAGAUGUGACGGAGAAGCAGCUGCGCUACGUGCUCUAUCUGUGGCGGUUGAAGUCCUUGAGCUACAGGUGCAAGUUACGGUGGGAGGACAUCAAUAGCAAGCUCCGAGUGUCUUCGUGGCUCGCUACAUGGAAGCAUGCAUGA
Molecule: messenger RNA, 4476 nt
Organism: Symbiodinium sp. CCMP2456
Lineage: Eukaryota; Dinophyceae; Suessiales; Symbiodiniaceae
Source: the annotation of a GenBank genome assembly